Messenger RNA from Adineta steineri, 852 nucleotides. NCBI's taxonomy places the organism in Eukaryota, Metazoa, Rotifera, Eurotatoria, Adinetida, Adinetidae. The record is from the annotation of a GenBank genome assembly.
AUGUCAAGCACUACAAACAAUCCUUCUCGCCUAGUUCUCAUCACUGGAGCUGGAGGUAAAAUCGGAAGCUACUUUGCUGCUCACGCUAACAAAGUACAUCCAUCUCAUCAACCGAAAAAUAUCGAGCUUCUUGAACCUCACGGCGAAGUUGUUGAAGCUGAACUUGAGGAUGUCAAAGCACUGGAGCAGGUUUGCAAGGGAGUACACACAGUACUUCACUUAGCCGCACAGACGAGUGCAGAAGCCACUUGGGAUCAGUUGUAUGCACCUAAUAUUCACGGAGUGUACAAUAUAUUUUUGGCAGCAAAACGAGCUAGCGUAAAGCGAGUAAUCUUUGCCAGCUCACUUCGAGCGGUCUGCGGCAAUCCAAAAGGUACUCAAGCUAAAACACACGAAUUUCCAAAUCCUGGAGAUCUCUACGGCGUGACGAAAUGUUUUGGGGAAGCUUUAGCUAGAUAUAUGGGAGAGCAAGAAGGUGUCUCUGCCAUUGCAGUCCGUGUUGGUUCCUUCAAACCGCAUUUCGCUGCACAAGAUGAGUCUAAACAUGGCGCGAUGAUGGACGCUUGGUUAUCAGAACGUGAUGCCUGUCAGCUCUUUGAACGAUGUAUUGACGCUCCGGAAACCAUUCGAUUUGCCAUUGUCCACGGCCUGUCAAACAAUACAUUCAAUUGUAUGGACAUUCAAUCCACGAAAGAUCUGUUAGGUUACAAACCGCAAGAUAACUUCUUCGAAGAAGCAGAGAAAUUCCGAUCAUUAAAAAUUAGUCAAAAUAUUCUCGGUCACAAUGUUCAGGAUCCAAAGCAAAAAUCAGCACUACCAGACAAUGCAUCUGAUCCUGGUGAAAGAAAAUAA